This is a messenger RNA of Protopterus annectens (West African lungfish), 1369 nucleotides long. RefSeq names its product distal-less homeobox 5 (gene DLX5). The record is from RefSeq and is a predicted model, not a curated record. Lineage: Eukaryota; Metazoa; Chordata; Ceratodontiformes; Protopteridae. Gene Ontology annotation, biological process: regulation of transcription by RNA polymerase II; embryo development; cell differentiation. The coding region runs from base 160 to 1047 and encodes 295 amino acids. Gene Ontology annotation, molecular function: RNA polymerase II cis-regulatory region sequence-specific DNA binding; DNA-binding transcription factor activity, RNA polymerase II-specific. The transcript is spliced from 3 exons.
UCAAGACUUUGCUGGCCUCCAGCAGCACUCUUUCUAAGAGAGCCUUUCUUAGUACUACAGUACCAGCAGCAGGAAUAACUUUAUUAUACAGCUCGACACACAUACACAAGUACAGAAACACACAAGUAAAACCGGCAGCAGCAGCCGAGCCUCCAAACUAUGAGUGGAGUAUUCGAGCGGAGGGUCCCAACUAUCCGGUCCAGCAACAGUGAUUUCCAGCCAACCUUCCAGCCUACCGUUGCUAUCAUGCACCACCCGUCGCAAGAGUCGCCCACGUUGCCCGAGUCGACCGCCACUGAGGCGGGCUAUUACAGCCCAACGAGCGGAGCCCACCAUGGCUACUGCUCGCCCGGCUCUUCGUCUUACAGCAAGGCUCUCAACGCCUAUCAGUAUCAAUACCACAACAUGAAUGGAUCGGCCACCACCGGGGGGUUCCCGGGCGCCAAAGCCUAUGCGGAGUAUGGCUACGCCACCCCCUACCAUCACCACCAGUACAGCAGCGGCGCUUACAGCAGGGUACAGUCAGCCGCCAGCCAGCCAGAAAAGGAUAUAGUGGAGCCCGAAGUAAGGAUGGUAAACGGCAAGCCGAAGAAAAUAAGGAAACCCCGAACCAUCUAUUCCAGCUUCCAGUUAGCGGCUCUACAGAGAAGAUUUCAGAAAACCCAGUAUCUGGCAUUGCCCGAGAGAGCAGAGUUGGCAGCAUCCCUAGGACUAACUCAGACCCAGGUUAAAAUUUGGUUUCAGAACAAACGGUCCAAGAUUAAGAAGAUCAUGAAGAAUGGAGAGAUGCCUCCAGAGCAUAGCCCGAGCUCAAGUGAUCCAAUGGCUUGCAAUUCGCCUCAGUCUCCUGUGAUUUGGGAACCUCAAGGCCAUUCCAGGUCCAUCAACAGCCAUUCUCACCCUCAUGCACCACCGUCAAAUCCAUCCCCAGCCCCGAGCUAUCUAGACCCUGCCAACCCUUGGUACACAAACUCUGUGGCCCCUCACUUGCAGCCUCACAGCUCCCUGCAACAUCCGUUGGCACUAGCGUCUGGGACUAUUUAUUAACUGUUUUCUGCAUGGACUUAUACAGUGAAGGUUUUAUGAAGACACAGGAACAUUUUGGGGAUUAUUUAGAACAAUGAAACACUGCGAACUCUAUGGCGAGAUUGUGCCUGUAAUUUAUUUGCGUUCUGAAGGAGUUUGAUCCCAAGGACUAAUUUGUUGCAAGCGUGGACACUUUCUGUGGUGCCUUGAAUUUUAUGACCUCAUUUUUCCAGAGACGUUUUUACAAUGUUGUUCUAACCUUGUAAAUAUCUGUAGAUAGAAGAAUUGAACUGUAUAUUCUGGAUAAAUAAAAUUAUUGACACCGAGGAGAUCUGAUCUAAAA